AUGAGUGGAAAGCGACCAAAAUGGACCAAAAUAAGUAAAAAGCGGCAGGGACGGGAGGAGGCGGAGGAUCAGUGCGCGGCUGCGGUCAGAGGAGACGAGCAGCAGCAGCAGCAGCGUCUGGAGGCUCAAGGACGCAGUGUGGAGAUGCUCUCAGCGGUCAGCAGAGACGUGGACGGCGGUGGAAGCGGCGGGAGCGGCAACAUUAACAACAACGGCAUCCCAGACAGCACCACGGCCUCCGCUCCCGCGUCCUGCGCCAAAGGCAAGGAGGAGCGGAAGGGGAAGAACGUGAUCCGCGGCUGGAAGAGGGAGAGAGACAGAGAGAGGGAGAGGGACGCCGCUCCUGCCGCUCCUGCUGCUCCUGCGGUCCGGACGCGGAAGGAGAAGCCCGGGGAUGGCUCGUCUCCUCCUCCCUCUGUCUUCCUCCCGUCGCCCGCCCUGCCCGAGCAUCAUCUGUGCCUCUGUGACUCCUCCAGGAUCAUGGGAGAUAGCGGCACCGUCAACAAUAACGGCAUUAACGGGAGUAACGGCAACAAAAGCGCGCUGGAUUGUGGAGCUAAGAGCGGCGGAGGCGCUAUUGUUGUGAGGCGGCAGCAUGACGACACGCCGGCGGCCAAGAAACACCGAGGAGCCGAGAAGGUGGACCCCAUGUUCACUGUGCCAGCGCCUCCUGCUCCGGGCCACCCAGGGGCCCCUGGAUCCUCUCUCCCCUCCACCCCCUCCUUCUCCUCUCCGGCCCUGCCCACCUCUAACCCCAAGCAGCUCAUGGUGAGGACGAGGUCCGUAGGAACCAACACCCAGGAUGGAGGCGGCUCGGGAGCUCUGGAGGGAGACUCGGCUUGUCUGGGACCCUGCCAACCAGGGACCAGCGUCAACCUGGAGGGGAUCGUGUGGCAUGAGACUGAGGAAGGUGUGCUGGUGGUGAACGUAACGUGGAGGAAGAGAACCUAUGUUGGAACUCUGUUAGACUGCACCAAACAUGAUUGGGCUCCUCCAAGGUUUUGUGAGUCUCCCUCCAGUGACCCCGAAUUGUCAGGGGGGCGUGGCCGAGGGAAACGGAUGCGAAUGGCCAUGGCUGAGCGGCCCUGCAUUGAACCGGCCCCUGCUACCAAAGUCAGAGGUUUAUCACAGCACAGGAGCCGCGGAGGCGGCGUCGCUGGAACUGCUUCUUCCAUCCACAGCAAGGGACGGAGAGGAAGCCUGAACCUCAUCAACAGCAACUGCCGAGCCCCUCCUUCCUUCUUCACUGUGGAUGAGGUGAAACCGACCAACAGCACCUCCUCUCUCUCCUCAGGGAAGCGAAAGAACAAACCGCCAGCUGAACUCGACCUCAGCUUGGUCUCCUCUGAAGACAUUAAAAAUGGAAACGGUAAGAGGAUCCGAGCCAAAUCCCGCAGUGCCCCAUCCACACCACAGGGAAAGUCCGACCCCUCGUUCAUGGACCCCGGAGGAGGUUGUGCCUCCUCACCACCUCCCCCACCCAUCCUCAUCGACUGCCCACACCCCAACUGCACUAAACGCUACAAGCACAUCAACGGCCUGCGCUACCACCAGACACAUGCACACCUGGAGGCUGAGGAGCAGAGAAAGCCAGAGCUAGAGCCCUCAAAGGAUGGCGAGAGUGAGGAUCGUCUCUCUGACUGCGAGGACAGUUUGGCUUAUGACCUCCCUGAAACAAACAACAGCGGUAACGCCAACAGCUCCUCCAAGAAACCUGCUCCUCUUUACAAGGUGACCACAGUGGGGUCUCCUAAGAACAGACGGCUGCUCCUUAGUACCGACCACAGCCCUACCGCCAACUCCAAGACCAGAAGAACCUCACUGCUAAAAGAUGGCCUAAUCGAUGACCUUAGCAAUCUGCCCAUCAUCUCCAACAUGACUGUGGUCCUUGAAAACUGCAUGGUUCCUGACAGAAACUCCACUGUGGAGAUGCCUAAGCUUGAAGCUGAAGGUUUGAUCGAUAAAAAAGGGGGUGCCUGUGACAAGGGCAAAAAGGCCAACGGGAAGGUGGACAAGUUGUCCAAGUCACGAGCCAACCGACUGAUUGCCCCAGCACCUGCUCCACCAAAGCUGAUAGCCAUACCUAACACAGCAUAUCCAUCUGGUACAGCGGACAGUGCUACCUCACAGCAGCCCUCACCAAUGGCAGCAGUAGGCCUGACCAGUAAAAAUCUUCCUUUGAAACCCAUCAAACCAAAGCUGAGCAUUGUUGUUGAACCGAACCUGGUCAAAGCUACCCUGGUAACCUGCAGCAAAGAGACCAGGAAGAAGGAGAAACGGAGGCUGAAGGACAAACAUAACAAAGACGUGCCAACCAGGACGCCUAACGGUGACAAUGGGUUAAAAAUGGAAGAUGGUGGUGGGAAAAUGGGCAUUAAGGAAAUUUCUGGAAGCCUUCUGAAGGAGCACCUCAGUAAGCAGGAUGUAAUGAAUGGACUCACUGAGAGCCAGGAGAGCAGGAUGGCUAGCAUCCGAGCUGAGGCCGACAAGGUCUACACCUUUACGGACAACGCCCCCAGUCCUUCCAUUGGUGGAGCAUCCCGCCUUGACUCAAGCGGUAGCUGCUUGAUAACAGCGGACAGCAACAGUAAGAAUAAUAGCCCCGCCUACUCUGACAUCUCAGAUGCGGGGGAGGAUGGAGGAUCAGACGGAAUAAGAUCCAAGCCUGGCUCCUCUGCUUCUACAGAGAUUAGCUCUAACUGUAAUCACGGCAGCUCUGGUAAAACACCACCCACAGCAUCUGCCCCAUCAUCAAAAGACCCCCAGUCCCCUUACUACCACAGCUACGACCCCUACUACCUUCAGGGGUACAUGCAGUCGGACCGAUCCAACAGCAGCGGCGUUGCUUUCCACAAAAACUCUGCCCUCGAUGGCAAAGGCAAAGACAGAAAGGAAGACGUGAAAGAGGACGACAAAAUCUCCUCGCAUGAGUUCUCAGACUCUAAGAAAGGCGACGGGCCGCCUCAGUCUCAGCUCCAGCUGGCAAUGAGUCAGACCCAGACGGCUUUGGCCCAGUCGCUGUACUAUGGCCAGUACUCUAGAGGACUCUACAUGGACCAGAAGCUGUUACUGGGCUCCAAAUGCUGCGACCAGACUCACAGUGGGAAGCAGAGGGCCGACAGAGGACAGGGGGUGAGGGACGGUGAGGACGAUAAACAUAUUGGGGGUUCAGCUGGUGGACCGGUGCUAGGUAAAGGUCCAGAUGGUGCUAAAGGUUGCUGCCCCAAGCCAGUGCUGUCCUACGUGGAGAUGAGUGAGAGGGGAGAAAGGGGACAGAGCCUGGGCUUAAAGGCAGCACACGGUGGCAUGGUGGACCAGCACCAGGUCUCGAUGAAAGACUGUGAUGACAUCAAGUCAUCAUCCUCUUCCUCUUCUUCUUCACUCCACAACCAAAACAGUCAGACAGAUCUGGACUCAAAUGUUUCCUUUUCCAGUCCCUCAGAUGGCCCGGCCUGGGCUCACUGCCUGCCUCACAGCAAAUACUCAGAGCUACAGAGUCAGCACGGGGAGGAGGCCGAGGAGGGCGAAGUAGACAGGGGGAAAGAAUGGGGAGCGACCAUGGAGCCUGCCGGGGCCAAGAUGACCUCAGCAGGAGUCCCUGGUGGAGAGAGGGGAGGGGCCCUUGGCGGAGAGGCCAAAAAAGCCAGGAUCCACGGAUCCCAGGAUCUCCCGCCCAUCAUCGACGAGGAGGACUCUGACAGGCUGGAGGGGCUGGAUGAUUCAAGCCAGGAGCCAAUGGGAGGGCUCUCUGAGGAAUCCCAGAGCGCCCGGGCAGCAGUGUCCCCUCCCAUGACCCCCCAGCAGCCCUACAUCCAGUACCAGCACUCCUCCUACCAGCCCUACCUGUCAAUGUGUGAGAGUGGUGGGGGCUCCUACAGAGGUGUGUCCCCAACCCUGAUCCACAACUACCCAGGUUUCCACUAUCCUCUGUACGGUAAGACGGCUGGAAGGGAGGAGUCAGAGGUGACUCCUCCCAGCAGAGGGGGGGCGGUGAACAGCAAGCAGAGCGGUGAUUCCUCCUCGUCUUCAGCCAUGGAGCUGCUGCAGCAGAGCCAUCAGUACCACGGAAAAUCUCCUGCUCCUGGUGAGAAAGGUUCCCCUGAGGGAGAGAGAGAAACAGAGAGAGAGAGGAACCACGUGUCCUUUGCCCGACACCUCCACACACACCAUCACACACACCUGGGUAUGAGCUACAACCUGAUGUCAGGACAGUACGACAUCUACCAAGGUCUGAGCUCCAGGUCGCUGGUCUCCAGUCAGCAGGUGUCAGGACACUCCUCUACAGACAGUGAAGGGAAGAAGUAGGACCAUGUGACCACGUCUCACAUGAGGAACGGCAGAUUUAUCAGACAUCAAUUCCAUGGUGUUGAAUAAGCUUCGCCUCGCUGAGAGGCAGAGAACUGAAAUAAAAGAAUUAACCUCUUCAUUUCUUACUGAUGAUCACCACCUGUUUUAUAAGACGUCAGAUGGACAGGAAGCAGAAGGGCGGUCUGGAGAGAUCCACGUCCGGGACUUCUGAAGAUUUCAGUUCUGCAGGAUUUUACAGAAGCAGAGCGGCGCUGAGGUGUUGCACAUGUAUCGUAGUGUAAAAUGAUGGUUUGACUGAAUGUACUGAUGACGACUUACUUUACCCCAAUAGUGUUGGUCAUUUUUUUAAAAACUCCUGUUGGGAAGCAGCAUUAGGAAGCUACAAAGUCUAUUAUCCUCCUUAUUAUCCUCCUGAUUAUUAAAGUGCUCCUCCUCCAUAGUGCUGACGCUACAUUUGUAUUACUAACCUGUACUUGAGCGUAACCAUGUUGAUUGUAUUGUCUUUAUGUGAGAGUAAACCUUCACAUCGACCUGCCCGGUGCCAUGUAGGAGCCCAGUGGUGUAAAUAUUCUGUACAGAUUCAUGGCAGAGCACUAACGCUUUCUAUGUCGACCUCCAUCAGCGUGCAGGGAGCAGCGGGCAGCGAGGGAAAAAUACACCCACGAGUUUUAAUUUAAAGCUAAACCCAGUCCAGGGUGUCUUCCUGUGACUGGAUCCUAGUCCUCAUGUAGACGUGUAUAAAAGGGGGUUUUCCUCCUCAUAAUCCCGUCUAUACAUGCCGUUUUAAAAAACAUCUUUUAGUAUAAUUCUCAGUAAAGAUCACUCACUCACAGACACCAUCAAUGUUCUUAACAUGAGAAC
Cheilinus undulatus (humphead wrasse) is the source of this 5169-nucleotide messenger RNA. It is a transcript of the gene znf608, whose product is annotated as zinc finger protein 608. Gene Ontology annotation, biological process: regulation of transcription by RNA polymerase II. The transcript is spliced from 10 exons. Lineage: Eukaryota; Metazoa; Chordata; Actinopteri; Labriformes; Labridae. Gene Ontology annotation, cellular component: nucleus. The record is from RefSeq and is a predicted model, not a curated record. The coding region runs from base 1 to 4305 and encodes 1434 amino acids.